Messenger RNA from Cyclocybe aegerita, 2670 nucleotides. The record is from the annotation of a GenBank genome assembly. NCBI's taxonomy places the organism in Eukaryota, Fungi, Basidiomycota, Agaricomycetes, Agaricales, Hemipholiotaceae.
AUGGUUCCACUUCCCAUCGCUGCCCGCCGCAAUCAUUCCUCGCGUCUCCUCUACAUUCUCCUCUCGCUAGCAUCACAAUAUGUUCCACGCAUCCUUCACAGAAACAAAGGCACGCCUGGCGAUGGCCUCGCGAAGACUUUCGUCCUUGCGAAGAGGGCCAGCGAAUUCGACCCACACCAGUCGAAAUACAUUGUCUUCGCAGUGCUCAUCCCCGUGCUUGUCCUUAUGUCGGGUCUGUUUGCCGGUCUGACCCUGGGCUACAUGAGUCUCGACGAGACUCAGCUCAACGUGCUCAGCAUUAGCGGAACUCCAGAACAGCGCAAGCACGCACUCAAGAUCAUGCCUAUCCGCAGGAAUGGACACUUGCUACUCGUCACGCUGCUCCUGGCCAACAUGAUCGUCAACGAGUCGCUGCCAGUUAUCGCAGACCAAGUAAUGGGAGGUGCUGAGAGCGUCGUGGUGUCUACGGUGCUUGUCGUUAUCUUCGCAGAGAUCAUUCCACAGUCGCUCUUCACUCGUCAUGGCCUCUACCUCGGUGCCAAGAUGGCGGGCUUCACCAGAGUCCUCAUCUAUAUGAUGGGUGUCAUUGCAUGGCCAGUAGCUAAGCUCCUGGAGCUUGUCUUGGGCCCGCACCACGGUAUCAUCUACCGGAGGGCUGAAUUGAAAGAAUUAAUCGCUAUGCAUUCGUCUCAUGCGACCCAUGGCGGCGAUCUCAAGAUCGAUACAGUCGCUAUCAUUGGUGCAACCCUUGAUCUGCAGGAGAAAGUCGUCAGACAGGCAAUGACGCCUAUCAGCGAAGUCUUCAUGUUAUCUAUCGAUUCAAAGCUUGACUACGCGUUGUUGAAGAAGAUUUGUCGAACUGGGCAUAGUCGCGUGCCGGUAUACGAAGAAAUUGAUGUUCCCAUAUCCGUGGUUCCAAGAGACGAAGAAGAGUGGGUACAAGACGACAAGCCAAAGCAGCGGACUCAGAAAGUCAAGAAGAUCAUAGGGAUUUUGUUGGUCAAGCAGUGUGUUUUACUUGAUCCCAAAGAUGCAACCCCUCUUCGCAAGAUUCCGCUCAACAAAGUGCCAUUCGUUCCGAAUAACGAGCCUCUCCUUGGAAUACUGGACAAAUUCCAGGAAGGCCGAAGCCACAUGGCCAUCGUCAGUCGUUUCAGCGUCGAAAAGGCUGCAUCCGUCAAGCACGCCGUCAAGCGAGGACUGACCCAACGUCUUCGUGAACGUGUAGGCAUGGCCGACACAGACUCCGACUCCGAUUCCGCGGAAGACGAGAAGAACUUUGCCUUACGCAAGAAGCGAGGCCGGCGCAGUCUCAUCAACCGCAAACGCGACCGUUCGUCUGGACCAGACGAAGCAACUUCUACCACAACAGUGGGCAGUCCGAAAGACCAAGGCGUUAAGAUCACGGAGUACGAUGUCGAGCGUGGCUCGAGUGUCGACUUGAGAGACAGGGAGAAGCUUCAAGGGGAGAUGAAGAGUAAGGAGAAGGAAGAGGGAGGGAUGAAGAGCAAGAUCGCGACGCUGCAGUUGCCAAGGGUCGCUGCUGGAAUGACGUCAAUGCCGGCCUUGGAGCAGAGCAUGCCUGCGGAUGCGGUGUUGGCGAAGGAGGGCGCUGCUGAGUUUUUGCAAGGCUUCGACCCUGCUGUUAUGCCGCUUGGUAUUAUCACCCUUGAAGACGUGCUCGAAGAAUUAAUCGGCGAAGAGAUCUACGACGAAUUCGAUACCCAAGGCGCGCAUGGUGACCCAUACGAAGUACCGCCUGUCGUUACUGCUACCCAGCCUCCAUCUCGUUCAGCAUCUGUGAGUCGUCCUCCAUCGGCCCGUGGCGCCGCUCAGUCGAAGGCGUCGACGCCUACCCAUACGCAUAUACCUACGGCGCUCAAAGGUCUGGGAUUCUUCCGUACGAGGAGUGCACCUCCAGUGCAAAGAGAGAAACACGCCACGCCCGACGGAUCUGGUGCAGAGAUGAACCGGAAGGCGUUGACCGGUGGAGGCGACGCAAAGACGAACGCGAGCGGGAAGACUGUGCGCAUGGAUGAGCCCGGACCCGAGCACCACCACGACAAUGAUAACAGGAAUGGAGGAGACGUGCCCCUCCUCCAGAUGCCCCGCCCUAUCAAGAGUACAGGCAAUCGGCCAUCGGUCAUUCUGGAGCAGCAUAGUAGCAUCUCGUCCGAGAGCUCGGGCACUCUCGUCCUCACGGCCUCGCACUCGAAGGCUUCUGCUGCGAGUAGGAUAGACGCAGAGGCUGCUGCUACUGCUCCGGUGAAAGAACGCCCCAGCCUCCUGUCCAUGCCCGCCCCUUCCCUCCCUUUGGCGCUCGCGGUGGAUGGGAGGAGCCGGACGAUGCCCGGCACCGUUCUUGCUUCCACCACCGCCGACGCGUUGGCCCCGCCCAGCGUGAACGUGCAGGGCCAGAGCCUUUCCGCACCUGGGUUACCCGCGCCUAUGGCCAUCCCACCGUACAUAGCCGCUGGUGCGAGUGCGAGUGCGACUGCUAGCGUAGGUGUGGGCGUGGCAGGAACGUCGGGCACAGGCACGACGAACUCGAACUCGAGGAGCGCGUCGCCGGGCUUGCCACUUGAGGCGAUCUUGUUGGAUCGGAAGCGGAGGAUGGCGGCUGCACGGGAAGGAGGGGUGAUAGGAAGGGAUGAUAGGAAGGAGGGAUGA